AUGGCCCUGGAUGUCAGCUAUGGGAAACAGCUAUCCCAGGGAAAAGGCUUCCGCAUCUACGACAGCUCCUUUUCCAAGAUUCUCGGCUCCAACCCAUCAAUCACCCAAGUCCAAAGCCGUGACUAUCAGUUUGCUCACGAAGCGGGAGUGUACAUCAAAUCAACCAACCGUGUCUACUUUACCGCAAACUUCCAGACUUGCGAUCCAAUCACUUUGUACUCUGUUGAUGCCACAACUCUGAAGGUCGAGGACGACAAGUUCACAGGCUGUGUACAAGCAAACGGCGCCUGUAACUACAAGGACAAGAUCCUCUACUGCUGUCAAGGCGACCGCGAGAACCCAUCCGCCUUGGUUCUCGUAGACCCCAUCACCAAUACCUCCGAACCUCUGAUUACAAACUUCCAAGGCCGCCCCUUCAACAGUGUAAACGACGCAGUAAUCCACCACGCAAACGAUGAAAUCUGGUUCACAGACCCAACCUACGGCUACGAGCAAGCUUUCCGCCCUUCCCCAGACCUACCAUCCCAAAUCUACCGCUUCAACCCAUCUACUGGAAAGAUCUGGUGUGUGGCUGAUGGCUUUGUACAGUGUAAUGGCCUCUGCUUCAGCCCGGACUACAAAACUCUCUACGUAACAGACACAGGAGCCUGUCAAGCCCACUCUGGCCCCGGUGACGGCCACAAUUUCUCAAUGAACCCACGUCUCCCUGCCACAAUCUACGCUUACGAUGUCGUAAACUCGGGCACUUGCCUCACCAACCGCAGAACUUUUGCAUACUGUGACAACGGGGUUCCUGAUGGCAUCAAAUGUGAUGAAGAAGGAAAUGUGUACUCGGGAUGUGGAGAUGGCGUGCAUGUGUGGGAUAAAGAUGGAAGCCUGAUUGGGAAAAUUGUGGUGGGGGGUUGUGUUGCUAAUUUCUGCUUUAGUAAGGAGGGCAUAUGGAUGUUUGGAGAGGAGGAGUUGUAUCUUUGUAAGUUUGCUGCUAAAGGUGCUCUUGUGAGUAUUGAGUGUGAGUAG
Messenger RNA from Aureobasidium subglaciale EXF-2481, 1017 nucleotides. RefSeq lists its product as uncharacterized. The transcript has a single exon. The record is from RefSeq and is a predicted model, not a curated record. The coding region runs from base 1 to 1017 and encodes 338 amino acids. NCBI's taxonomy places the organism in Eukaryota, Fungi, Ascomycota, Dothideomycetes, Dothideales, Saccotheciaceae.